CUCCCCUCUUGAGGAAGCACAGCGGCAACACACGCUGCCAGGAGGAGGCGCCCAUCCGAGGCAGGAGGAAAAGCAGGCGGAAGUGCAAAUCCCGCUUUUUUUUAUCCGCCAGCCCGUAAAGCGUGGAUCCGUCUAACAUGCUGGCGUCGCGGCAAUCCUGCCACAACCACAAAUCAGUUCGCUUUGCCUGUGCAGUUGCAUCAAGUCACAUGGUCGACCUCGGGCCUUCAACAUCAUGCCCGCGUUGCCAAACUCAGUGGAACGUUGCAGACGCCAAGCGCCUCCCAACGCCGACGACUGGGGAGCGGGCUAUGACGAUAAGGAGGAGGAGGAGGAGGCGGGAGGAGGCGGGAGGAGGCGAGAAGGCGGGAACGAGGUGCGCGGCGCCGCGCACUCGGUCCGAGGAGUCCGAGGACCCAAAUCCACAGGGCGGGCAGGAUCAACGACGGAUGCGCCUACCAUCAUCCACUAGGCGUUGGACAACCACGCAAACCCACGCGCCAAGCCUGCUGGCGCGAGACAUCGGCAGGGAGCAUGACGACUGAUAGUAUGAAUCGCUCAGCAACGUUCCACUGUCUUGGUCGCUGUCGCAUCCGCGCCGUGCCCAUAGCCUGAGGCAGGAACGCUUCAGUCUCAAGAUGCCAACGGACGCUUGUCUUGCGAGCGCGCUGUGAGAUAUAUGAUUAUGUAAGGCUGCCUGCGUUUCCCAUGAUAUGGGUCAUUAAAGCAUGCCCUCUCAGCCCCACAGCCUCAAGCCGAGGCCAGCACCUGCAGUCAUGAACGAGAUUCCGCUUCGGACCUCGCAAAAUAAUACAAACAUGUCGCAAGCUUCGCGAUGCCAUGGCAGUUCGAUUCAACCGCGCGGCGUGAAAUUCAAAACGCGUAGAUUAUUGCAAAUUCGCUAGCACCUCGCCCCCGCCCCCGUGGCGGCAUCAAACUGCGGCAGCGAGUCUCACAGUGGUGGUUUGACGCUCGCGGGAAACAGGCGCAGAUCGAACUAAUGCGUUA
This is a messenger RNA of Prorocentrum cordatum, 1008 nucleotides long. Lineage: Eukaryota; Dinophyceae; Prorocentrales; Prorocentraceae. The record is from the annotation of a GenBank genome assembly.